CAUGGCUCCGGCGGCGGACAGGCCGGGCUACUGGGGAACACCGACUUCCACUCUCGACUGGUGCGAGGAGAAUUAUGUGGUCUCUUAUUACAUCGCAGAAUUCUGGAAUACUGUCAGUAACCUGAUAAUGAUCCUACCUCCCAUUUAUGGAGCCAUUCAGACGUGUAGAGAUGGUUUGGAAGUACGCUAUGUGUGGUCCUUUUUAGGACUUGCUGCUGUAGGGAUUGGCUCAUGGAGCUUCCACAUGACACUACAGUAUGAAAUGCAGUUACUGGAUGAGCUGCCGAUGAUCUACAGCUGCUGCGUCUUUGUUUACUGUCUAUACGAGUGCUUCAAGCAAGAGCGUGCCGUUAACUAUUUCUCAAUUAUACUUUUGUUGACCUUCAGUAUUAUUGUUAGUGUGAUUUACCUGCUAUGGAAAGAGCCUGUCUUUCAUCAGGUCAUGUAUGCCGUGCUAGUGGCUUUCUUGGUGAUUCGCUCUGUUUUCAUAGUCACAUGGGUCUAUCCGUGGCUCAGAGCCCUCGGCUUUACAUCAUUAAGCGUCUUCCUGCUGGGAUUCGUAUUAUGGAACAUCGAUAAUAUGAUGUGUGACUCUUUAAGAUCAGCAAGGCAGCAAUUGCCCCCGGUGGUUGGGGCAGUUACACAGCUUCACGCCUGGUGGCACAUCCUAACAGGCCUGGGCUCAUAUUUACACAUACUCCUCAGCCUCCAGAUUCGGUCAACCUACCUCAAGCACAGACCAAAAGUGAAGUUUUUAUGUGGCGUUUGGCCAAUGCUGCAUAUCGAAUCUCAGAAGGCGAGCUGAGGAUGACUUGAGAUGAGGAGAAUGAACCAAUCACAGACCUCUGACAGAUGGAGGUCCAGCCAAUGAGCUUCAGCGGCAGCAAGAAGUGAUCCGUGGCUGUCGGUUUGGUUCCCCUGUUUUCCUCUCCAGGCUCCGUUUGCCAAGUGCAUUAUUGAGAAAGCUGCCAAAAGAAGGAAAGAUUAUGUUCCCCCACAUGAAGAAUACUAUAGUAAUUUAUAGUAAAUACUAGUGUUUUUGAACCAUACUAU
Danio rerio (zebrafish) is the source of this 1053-nucleotide messenger RNA. It is a transcript of the gene acer3, whose product is annotated as alkaline ceramidase 3. The record is from RefSeq and is marked validated. Lineage: Eukaryota; Metazoa; Chordata; Actinopteri; Cypriniformes; Danionidae. Gene Ontology annotation, cellular component: membrane. Gene Ontology annotation, molecular function: N-acylsphingosine amidohydrolase activity. Gene Ontology annotation, biological process: ceramide metabolic process; sphingosine biosynthetic process; sphingolipid metabolic process.